CACUGUGACACCUGAACGCAGCGUAACGUCCGGCAGCUGCCACGUCAUCAGACGCUCCGUCACCACCAACAACAUCCAACAUGGCGGCGUCCGCCCGGGAGAAGCAGACAGUGGCUCUGAAGCGAAUGCUGAAUUUUAAUGCUCCUCCUCUGAACAACACGGCGGCAGAACCGGUGUGGAAGGUGCUGAUCUAUGACAGGUUUGGACAGGACAUCAUCUCUCCUCUGCUGUCCGUCAAAGAACUGAGGGACAUGGGCAUCACACUGCACCUUUUGCUUCACUCGGACCGUGACCCGAUCCCUGAUGUUCCUGCCGUUUACUUCGUCAUGCCCACAGAGGAGAACAUCGACAGGAUAUGUCAGGACCUGAGGAACCAGCUGUAUGAGUCCUACUACCUCAACUUCAUCUCCGCCAUCAGUCGCAGUAAACUGGAGGACAUCGCCAGCGCUGCCCUGGCUGCGAAUGCUGUCAGCCAAGUCACCAAGGUUUACGACCAGUACCUGAACUUCAUCACCCUGGAAGACGACAUGUUCAUCCUGUGUCACCAGAACAAAGAGCUCAUCUCCUACCAUGCCAUCAACAGAGCGGACAUCCAGGACACGGACAUGGAGGCCAUCAUGGACACCAUCGUGGACAGUCUGUUCUGUUUCUUCGUCACUUUGGGGGCGGUGCCCAUCAUCCGCUGUCCCCGUGGAAACGCUGCAGAGAUGGUCGCCGUGAAGUUGGAUAAGAAGCUGCGUGAAAACCUGCGCGAUGCCAGGAACAGCCUGUUCACCGGAGACAACAUGGCCGCCGGACAGUUCAGUUUCCAGAGGCCUCUGUUCGUCCUGGCUGACCGUAAUGUGGACAUGGCCACGCCCCUCCAUCACACCUGGACCUAUCAGGCGCUGAUCCACGACGUCCUGGACUUCCACCUGAACCGGGUCAUGAUGGAGGAGGGAGCGGGGGCGGAGCCUUCGCCCUCCGGCGCCAGACCGAAAAAGAAAAACAGGAAGAGCUACGACCUGACGGCGGCCGACAAGUUCUGGCAGAAACACAAGGGCAGUCCUUUUCCAGAAGUGGCCGAGUCAGUUCAGGAGGAGUGCACGUACAGAGCACAAGAAGAUGAAGUCAAACGUCUGAAGAGCAUCAUGGGUUUGGAAGGAGAAGACGAAGGCGCCAUCAGCAUGUUAUCAGAUAACACCGCCAAACUCACCUCCGCCGUCAGUUCUCUGCCCGAGCUGUUGGAGAAGAAACGACUGAUCGACCUGCACACCAACGUGGCCACGGCCGUCCUCGACCACAUCAAGAGUCGUAAACUGGACGUCUACUUUGAGUACGAGGAGAAGCUGAUGAGUAAAUCGACUUUGGACAAGUCUCUGUUGGACAUCAUCAGCGACCCGGACGCUGGGACGCCCGAAGACAAGAUGAGACUGUUCCUCAUCUUCUACAUCACCGGCCAGCAGCCGCCAUCAGAGUCGGACCUGGAUCAGUAUAAAAAGGCUCUACUGGACGCCGGCUGUGACCUUUCACCUCUCAACUACAUCAAACAGUGGAAAGCCUUCACCAAGAUGGCCGCCACCCCGGCCAACUACGGCAACAGCGGCGUCAAACCCAUGGGUUUGUUUUCCAGAGUGAUGAACACCGGCUCCCAGUUUGUGAUGGAGGGAGUGAAGAACCUGGUGCUCAAACAACAUAACCUUCCUGUCACUCGGAUCCUGGACAACCUGAUGGAGAUGAAGUCACAUCCUGAAACUGACGACUACCGAUACUUCGACCCAAAGAUGCUGCGAGGCAGUGAGAGCUCCAUUCCCAGAAACAAGAACCCAUUCCAGGAGGCCAUCGUUUUCGUGGUGGGAGGAGGAAACUACAUUGAGUACCAGAACCUGGUGGACUACGCCAAGUCCAAACAGGGUAAGAAGGUGAUCUACGGCUGCAGUGAACUCUUCAACGCCGCCCAGUUCAUCAAACAGCUCGCUCAGCUCGGACAGAAGUGACCACGCGGACCCACCUGUGACCCUUCCUCUGUUUUCUAUAAACUCUGACCCCUGACCUCUGACCUCUGACCUGUAAAUGACUAAACUCUCCUCGUCGUCUGUUUCUUCACUGAUAUUAAACCUGAACAUGAUCUGAA
Sphaeramia orbicularis (orbiculate cardinalfish) is the source of this 2113-nucleotide messenger RNA. Its product is annotated as sec1 family domain-containing protein 1-like. The record is from RefSeq and is a predicted model, not a curated record. NCBI's taxonomy places the organism in Eukaryota, Metazoa, Chordata, Actinopteri, Kurtiformes, Apogonidae. Gene Ontology annotation, biological process: vesicle-mediated transport.